Molecule: messenger RNA, 2012 nt
Organism: Pelobates cultripes (western spadefoot toad)
Lineage: Eukaryota; Metazoa; Chordata; Amphibia; Anura; Pelobatidae
Source: the annotation of a GenBank genome assembly
CCUGACUGUCGAUCGUCGGCCCAUUACAGGGAUUCAUGACGUCACAUCAGUCCAUCAGUCCCCGCCCUCACUGUCAGUUCAAAGCUCCGCCUCUAGCUGUCACUGAGUGAGCACAACUGAGAGGCAACGAGAGCAGAGAGCGUGAUCGCCUCAGGUAACCAAAACACUGACUAACCAACCAACCAACCAACCUCCUCACUGCUAACUAACUAACUAACCCCCGCCUAAUAUAACCUCCCUGAGACCCUCACACAGGUAACUAACUAACCCCCACCUAAUAUAACCUCCCUGAGACCCUCACACAGGUAACUAACUAACCCCCACCUAAUAUAACCUCCCUGAGACCCUCACACAGGUAACUAACUAACCCCCACCUAAUAUAACCUCCCUUCCCCCCCCUAAUAUACCCUCCCUGAGACCCUCACACAGGAAACUAACAAACCCCCACCUAAUAUAACCUCCCUGAGACCCUCACACAGGUAACUAACUAACCCCCCACCUAAUAUAACCUCCCUGAGACCCUCACACAGGUAACUAACUAACCCCCGCCUAACAUAACCUCCCUGGGACCCUCACACAGGUAACAAACUAACCCCCGCUUAAUAUAACCUCCCUGAGACCCUCACACAGGUAACUAACUAACCCCCACCUAAUAUAACCUCCCUGAGACCCUCACACAGGUAACUAACUAACCCCCCCACCUAAUAUAACCUCCCUGAGACCCUCACACAGGUAACUAACUAACCCCCCCACCUAAUAUAACCUCCCUGGGAGGGAGACCAGAGUGCACUGCAGUGUUAGGAAUGCAGCUCUGUAUUUGUAACACUGCAGGUUUCCAUUAACUCUUUAUUUACUGGAAAAAGAGGCACAAAAGCAUCCCAGAGGACACACAACCUUUUGUAAAUAACUAUAUUUCUAAUGCUGGAGUGUUCCAUUAAUAAGUAAUGGUAAAUUAUAUAAACUGAAUCGUUUAUAAGGAGGUACACCACAAGCUGGGUUUUGUAAAAGUUUUUAAAGUUCAGUGUCUGUUAUAAACCAACUCAGGAGUGACAUUGUCCCGCCUGUAUAUCACUCCUAUAUUUAUUAACUAUAUAAUAAUACAAUGAACACGCCUUGGUGUUUUCUUUCAGGUGUAACGAUGGAUUUAGUGCUGAAUGUGGCGGAUUAUUAUGUUUUCACGCCGUACGUCUACCCUGCUUCGUGGAGUGAAGAUAAUUCUUUCCGCCAGCUGUUCAGUCUGUUCCUUGUAACCAAUAUCGGUGCUUUGGCUAUCUACUUUCUGUUUGGGGGGCUCAGCUACUAUUUCGUGUUUGACCAUUCGUUGAUGAAACACCCGCAGUUCCUUGAGGUAAAGGGAUCAGGGACAGAAUUCACCUUUAGACAAACUCUCUCACCUUUCUAUCCUGAUAUUUCCAUUUUCAUUUUUCUGAGUUCAAUUUUUCUUUGACUUGGCAAUUGUAAUUAAUUUCUCACUUUUUUGAAUAAUCCCCAGGGGAGAUUUCACCGGCUGCCGUACCUUGUACAUGGUCUGUCACAAGCUGUACAGGGAAGUGUUAAUGUUUGUGUGUUAGUGGAGGUCUAUUGAUCACUCUGCAUUCUCUCAUUUUGCAGAAUCAGGUUCGACGUGAGAUCAAGUUUUCCAUGCAGUCCAUGCCUUGGAUCAGCAUUCCCACCGUUGCUUUGUUUUUUGCCGAAGUUCGAGGGUAUAGCAGACUUUACGACAACAUUGACAGUUCUCCAUAUGGUAAGUGUUGCAACACAAACCGAACACGAUUGUGGAGUCUCUAAAUCCACAGACUGCGACAUUGACAUGUAUCUCGUUACAGGAUGGUUUGGGGUGAUCCUCAGUAUGAUUUCAUUCCUAUUCUUUACUGACAUGGCAAUCUACUGGAUUCACCGCUUCCUGCACCACAAGCUCUUUUACAAGGUCUGUGUCGUUAUUUUCAGUAGAUGUAAUCCCUGACUUGUCCUAAAAGUUGUCCAGUUCCGAUUUUUGCCUUUUAUGAUUUUCC